Molecule: messenger RNA, 846 nt
Organism: Phytophthora infestans T30-4
Lineage: Eukaryota; Oomycota; Peronosporomycetes; Peronosporales; Peronosporaceae
Product: cyclin-like protein
Exons: 2
Coding region: 1-846 (281 amino acids)
Biological process (GO): mitotic cell cycle phase transition; regulation of cyclin-dependent protein serine/threonine kinase activity
Cellular component (GO): cyclin-dependent protein kinase holoenzyme complex; nucleus; cytoplasm
Molecular function (GO): cyclin-dependent protein serine/threonine kinase regulator activity
Source: RefSeq, a predicted model, not a curated record
AUGGAGUCCUUAGUGGACGCAUGCAUUGUUACUCCUGGAAUUUACUCCCCUGGAACAGUGGACGAGUAUGCUUGCUCCAUCUACGAAAGCCUUCGCGCACGAGAACAUCGUUACCACGUUACUGAAAACAUUUUUGCCAAACAGCAAAGCGUGAGCCCCAAAAUGCGCUCCGUUCUUGUGGAUUGGCUCGUUGAAGUACACCAGCGUUUUGAACUCGAGGCGCCGACACUUUUCCUGACGAUUAAUUACAUCGACCGAUAUAUGGCGCAGACGUCCGUCAAGUCACAACGGUUCCAACUCGUGGGAGUCGCAGCAUUGUUAAUUGCUUCAAAGUUUGAGGAAAUCUACCCAUGUGACAUGGACGAUCUGCUGUACAUCUGCGAGCGAUCCUACGUCAAGGCUGACCUGGUGGACUGCGAGAGAGACCUGCUAAACGUGUUUAAGUUCAAUUUGGCCGUGCCGAGUGUCAGCAGCUUCCUGGGAUACUAUCUGGAACACUUUGAGGAGGACGACGAUCUCAUCAGUCAACUCGCCAGUUACUUCGCAGAGUGUUCGCUGCUCGACUUUACUUUUGGAGCCACAUAUGAUUCCUCGGUCAUUGCUUGCGCGUGCCUCCUUGCAGCUUAUUGCUACAUUGAGAACCAGACUCCUAGUCUUGUUUGGAACUCCCGUCUCGUAGAGCUCACUGGGUACACCGUGGAGGCGAUUGUCCCGUGUGCUCAGGAUCUGUGGUCACUUUUGACUCAACCGAGCGAGCUGGCGGCCGUCGCGACGAAAUACAGCGCCAAAGAGCUCGGAGAAGUCGCUCAUUUGCCGCUGGAAGAUCUCGAGAUGCUGUUGUGUUGA